AUGCGGGCGGAGAGCUCCUCCAGAUCGGACAAGCGGUGGGAUAUGGCCACAGCUGCAGCCGCGACCCCACCAGUGCCCAGAGUUCACAAGCCAGGAUUCCAGCAUCGGCAUCAGCUAAGCCAGACCAUUUGCACCAGAGAUAGACUGUGCUCCCACUACGAAGAAAACACACG
Pelobates cultripes (western spadefoot toad) is the source of this 173-nucleotide messenger RNA. NCBI's taxonomy places the organism in Eukaryota, Metazoa, Chordata, Amphibia, Anura, Pelobatidae. The record is from the annotation of a GenBank genome assembly.